Chiroxiphia lanceolata (lance-tailed manakin) is the source of this 3260-nucleotide messenger RNA. It is a transcript of the gene PHF20L1, whose product is annotated as PHD finger protein 20 like 1. Bases 190 to 3234 code for a protein of 1014 amino acids. The record is from RefSeq and is a predicted model, not a curated record. Gene Ontology annotation, cellular component: NSL complex. The transcript is spliced from 21 exons. Lineage: Eukaryota; Metazoa; Chordata; Aves; Passeriformes; Pipridae. Gene Ontology annotation, biological process: regulation of transcription by RNA polymerase II.
UUACUGGCAUUCAAAAUAAAAUUAAAAGCUAGUUGUGACUGAAACUUGCUCAGUGCUAUGAGUGCGACUCCAGAGUGCACAGAAAGGCUGCAGAUGGCUUUUUUUUUUUUGGUGUUAAUUUUCAUUUUGCUUGUCCUUUAGGCCAUGUAUAUCUAUUCUUGGUAAGGUGGUGAAAAAGAAAAUACCAAGAUGAGUAAAAAGCCUCCAAAUCGUCCUGGAAUCACAUUUGAGAUUGGUGCUCGUUUGGAAGCACUGGACUAUUUACAGAAAUGGUAUCCAUCUCGUAUUGAGAAGAUAGAUUAUGAAGAGGGGAAGAUGUUGGUCCAUUUUGAACGCUGGAGUCAUCGCUACGAUGAGUGGAUUUACUGGGACAGCAAUAGAUUGCGACCCUUGGAGCGACCAGCAUUAAGGAAAGAGGGCCUAAAAGAUGAUGAAGAAUUUGUUGAUUUUAAACCUGGAGAGGAAGUCCUAGCUCGUUGGACAGACUGUCGAUAUUACCCUGCAAAGAUCGAAGCCAUUAAUAAAGAAGGAACGUUCACAGUACAGUUCUAUGACGGUGUCAUUCGAUGUCUUAAAAGGAUGCAUAUCAAAUCUAUGCCAGAGGAUGCAAAAGGGCAGGCGCGCGAGAGGGAGCAGAUAGCGCCGGAGCUGAGAUUAGUGACGGAAAUCGAACCAAAAGAAGAUUGGAUAGCUUUGGUCAAAGCUGCUGCAGCAGCAGCAGCCAAGAACAAAGCAGGAAGUAAACCCAGAACCAGUGCAAACAGCAAUAAGGAUAAAGAGGACAGAAAAUGGCUAAAAGUCCCUUCAAAAAAGGAAGAAACCUCAACCUCUACAAUCAUGCAGGAUGUCCAGAAAAACGAAGAGGAGCCUACAUCUAGUGAAACAUUUGAUGUAGGGUUUCCUGUAGUGGAUGUUCCAAAGAUGGCCUUUGUGCAGGCAGAGAGCACGUUAUCACACAAGAGGAAAAGUAAUCUAGGCAACUCAUUUCAGGCCAAGAGAGCUCGUCUUAACAAGAUCACUGGUUUAUUGGCAUCCAAAGCUGUUGUUGCGGAUGGUGCUGAAAAAAAGGAAGGCAACAAAGAAACAGCUCCAGUCCUGGAGCAGGAGAUUUCACCUAAACCACAAAGUCAGAAAAAAAAUGAAGCUGAUAUUAGCAGUUCUGCCAACAUUCAGAAACCUGCACUGUUAUCCUCAACUUUGUCUUCAGGAAAGGCUCGCAGCAAGAAAUGCAAACAAGAAUCUGGAGAUUCUUCUGGGUGUAUAAAGCCCCCUAAAUCACCACUUUCCCCAGAAUUAAUACAAGUCGAGGAUUUGACGCUGGUCUCUCAGCUUCCUUCUUCUGUGAUUAAUAAAACUAGUCCAUCACAGCCAGUGAAUUCCCCUAGAUCCUACAAACAUAGCCAGCGGAGAAGAAGAUCACAGCGUUUAGCCACUUGCUCCUUGCCUGAUGAUUCUGUAGAAAAAGUUUCUUCUCCCUCUUCAGUUACUGAUGGAAAAGUGUUCUCCAUCAGUGGUCAAAACCAACAGUCAUCAAAAUUGGAGGUACCUGAUGUUGCUCAUAUGUCACUUGAGAAGCGUGGAACGUGUCUCCCUCUUGAUUUAAGCCGUAGUUCGGAAGUUACAGCGCCAUUAUCCACAGAAUCCACUUUCUGUAAUGAAUAUCCCAGUAAAGACAAGGAAGAUAUUCAGAUGGUUACAUAUCUUUCUUCUAAAGCAGUAACUGAUGGAAGAGUAGCUACAACAGCGUCAGGUGCAGCGAAAGUGGAAAGAAAAGGAAAACUGGAAGAGAAAACUUCUUCAGCGUAUGGUAAAAAGAAAGAAAAAGAAAAGGAGAAAAAAGAGAAAAAGGAAAAAGAUCAUAAACCAAAACAGAAAAAGAAGAAGAAAAAAAAGAAGAAAUCUAAGCAGCAUGAUUAUUCAGAUUAUGAAGACAGUUCUGUUGAAUUCUUGGACAGGUGCUCCUCUCCCUUAACCCGGUCGUCGGGCAGCUCCCUGACUUUGCGCAGCAUGUUCUCGGAGAAGAACACAAACUACCAGUAUCCAAGAGCUAUUUUGUCUGUUGACCUUAGUGGAGAAAACCUUUCAGAUGUGGAGUUCUUGGAUGAUUCUUCCACAGAGAGUUUGUUACUUAGUGGUGAUGAAUACAAUCAGGAUUUUGAUUCAACUAACUUUGAAGAGUCUCAGGAUGAAGAUGAUGCUCUCAAUGAAAUUGUUAGAUGCAUUUGUGAACUGGAUGAAGAAAAUGGCUUUAUGAUUCAGUGUGAAGAGUGCUUGUGUUGGCAGCACAGUGUAUGCAUGGGACUGUUGGAGGACAGCAUUCCAGAUCAGUACAUCUGUUACAUCUGCAGAGAUCCACCAGGACAGAGGUGGAGUGCCAAAUAUCUUUAUGACAAAGACUGGCUAAACAAUGGACACAUGUGUGGAUUAUCAUUUUUGAAAGAAAACUACUCUCAUCUUAAUGCCAAAAAGAUUGUGUCAACACAUCACCUACUGGCAGAUGUUUAUGGUGUCACGGAAAUACUGCAUGGGUUGCAGUUGAAGAUCGGGAUAUUAAAAAAUAAGCAUCACCCAGACCUUCAUCUCUGGGCUUAUUCAGGGAUGCGAAAAGAACAAGAACAAAGAACUGUUGGGGUAGAGAAAAAAUUAGUAACUUUACAGGAUGCUGUUAAUCCAGCUGAAAGGACGUGUCAUAGUCAAAACUAUAAAGAGCCACCCAGUAUACCCCCGAAGAUGGAAGAAACGUACAUCACAAGUGAGCACAGUUACCAAAAACCACAGAGUUUUAGUCAAGACUACAAAGCAGUCGCUGACCCUAUGAGCUCAGAUGAUGAAGACACAAGUAGUUUUGAGGAAGAUCAGGAAUUUCACACAGAGAAUAAAAACUGUUUACAAUAUUCUUUUAAAGAUGGUGGCAUGAGUGAGCUGAAUAAUUCUGCUGAAGGAAACACAGUGUUUGUUUGUAAUGAAAGAAAAGGCUCAGAAGAACAAGUGGACACACAUCUUCAAUGGCAGCUAAAUCUCCUUACCCACAUAGAGAAUGUACAGAACGAAGUCACCAGCAGAAUGGACCUGAUUGAAAAAGAAGUUGAUGUUUUAGAAAGCUGGCUUGAUUUCACUGGAGAACUGGAACCACCAGAUCCUCUGGCAAGAUUGCCUCAGCUCAAGCGACGUAUCAAACAACUCUUAAUUGACAUGGGGAAAGUACAGCAAAUAGCAACGCUUUGCUCUGUAUGACAAAAGGAAGAAUAAAGAAAUAAAAA